GGUGAGAGCAACGGCCACGUCACUCGCCAUCUACCUUUCAGAAAGGUCCUAUCUUUUUUUCUGUAUGUUGUGAGUUAUGAUCGCAUUCAUUCAAUCAAACAAGACAAGAAAAAAAAAUGCUAGUGAAGUUCAUUGAGGUUUGAGGACGCAAAAAAUGAGAAGAAUCUUCAAUCUUCUCUCUAAAUCGAAGCAACUCAUUGCAUUUGAAUUUGCGAGCCCAACUUCUAAUUUCGGCGCCAAUACGCUUCGUUCUUAUUGCAACCCUCCAGGGCCGCUUGUGCAGUACAAAAGUCUAGUUGAUGAAGGGAAGUUGCAGCAUGAUCCUUACCAAGAAAGUGUUGCUUCAGAGCUUGAGAACUUGCUUGCAAGGUUGGAGCAGUAUGAGAAAGAUAUGCAAGAGUAUCAUGUAAAUCUGUCAAAUUGGGAAAAGAAUAGGGAGAAUAAGCGGCGGAGGCUUCUCAUGGAGGAAGUUGAGCUGCAGCAGAAAGAUGAGGAUUGGUGGAAACGAUUGAACAAUAAACUUACUGAAAGAUGGAACUCCCGGAAAAAACCAGAAAAUAUGGAGCCGGGGGUAGGAAAAUGGGUGUCAUAUCUUAAACGUGAGAAGAAGUUGGAUUCACUAGUUGGUCGCCGACCAACUGCUCCACCAGCCCCAAAAGGACUUUACAUAUAUGGCAAUGUUGGCAGUGGGAAGACAAUGCUGAUGGACAUGUUUUAUAGUUCCACUAAAGGAAUUGUUAAACAUCGAAGAAGGUAUCACUUUCAUGAGGCCAUGCUUAAAAUAAAUGAACAGAUGCAUAAGAUAUGGAAGAAUCAAAUGGAAGAGAAGCCUUUGCAGUCAAGCAUUGCUGGUUGGAUUAUGAAUCUUCCCUUUGACACAAAAGCUAAGGAGUGGCUGGCUGCAGAAGAAAGAUACAAACAAGAGGUACAGUUGAAAAACAUUCUUCCUGCUGUAGCAGAUAAGUUUUUUCUGGAUCGAGAAGAGGAUGAAAAGGGAGCUAGCAUUUUGUGCUUCGAUGAGAUACAGACUGUUGAUGUAUUUGCUAUUGUGGCUUUGUCUGGAAUUCUAAGCAGACUGCUGAGUAGUGGAACUAUUAUUGUGGCUACCAGUAAUCGGGCACCAGAGGAUUUAAAUGAGGCUGGUAUGCAACGAGAAAUCUUCCAAAAACUUAUCUCCAAAUUGGAAGAACAUUGUGAGAAUGUAUUGAUAGGGAGUGAAAUUGACUACCGUCGUUUUAUAGCACAAAGAUCAGUAAACCAGGUACACUAUUUCUGGCCAAAUGAAAGGAAAGCCAUUAAUGAAUUUCAGAAUAAGUGGCAUGAUGUAACAGGCAGAUUGGGAGGAAGAAUAAUCCCCAACACCAUCUCAGUGAUGUUCGGAAGGACUCUUGAGGUUCCUGAAAGCUGUGAAGGAGUUGCACGCUUCACAUUUGAGCAUCUCUGUGGUCGUCCGUUGGGUGCAGCAGAUUAUAUUGCAGUAGCUGAAAAUUAUCAUACUGUUUUCAUAUCUAAUAUUCCAGCGAUGAGUAUGCGCAUCCGUGACAAGGCAAGGAGAUUUAUCACCCUUAUUGACGAGUUAUACAAUCAUCACUGCUGCCUAUUUUGUUUGGCAUCCUCUUCAAUUGAUGAAUUAUUUCAAGGAACCGAAGAUGGCACACUUUUUGACUUGGAGAGUUUCCAGUUCGAAACAGAGACCGAAGGUGGGAAACUUCGCCGCAAUGUCUUAGCAGAAGGCAACGUGGGCUCAGGAGGUGCCCCUGUUGGUAUCACAUCCAUACUAUCUGGCCAAGAAGAGAUGUUUGCGUUUCGCAGAGCUGUCUCACGCCUGAUUGAAAUGCAAACGCCAUUGUACUUGGAUGGAGUCAGUAAUUUCCACCCUUAUUUUCAGAGGCAACAUAAAAAAUUUCAAAAAAAUAGUGACAGCUUACUAUCUGAGUCAUCAAUCUGAAAUUUGUUCUACGUGUACUAUAUUUGUUUUCUGAUGCCAAAUUGAUGUGUAGAUAAUCGGCCAACAAUAGACUUAUUAUCAGUAUCAGUAAUAAGCACCAGUAGACGAGCGACCAAGCUAGUGACAUAUUGAUUAUUGGAUUCUUUAUUCCUUACAGCAAGAUCCUAAAUAAUACAGCAUUAACGCAGCAGUGCAUGAUAAAUAUGUACUUUUGAAAAGGUUGUAAAUGUAUAGUUGUUAGCUGUCAUGAUUGAUAAGUUCAAUAAUGAU
Messenger RNA from Gastrolobium bilobum, 2218 nucleotides. RefSeq lists its product as uncharacterized. Gene Ontology annotation, cellular component: cytoplasm; mitochondrion. Bases 155 to 1948 code for a protein of 597 amino acids. The record is from RefSeq and is a predicted model, not a curated record. The transcript is spliced from 14 exons. Gene Ontology annotation, molecular function: ATP hydrolysis activity; ATP binding. Lineage: Eukaryota; Viridiplantae; Streptophyta; Magnoliopsida; Fabales; Fabaceae.